Xenopus laevis (African clawed frog) is the source of this 1673-nucleotide messenger RNA. It is a transcript of the gene klf3.S, whose product is annotated as Kruppel-like factor 3 (basic) S homeolog. Gene Ontology annotation, biological process: regulation of transcription by RNA polymerase II. Gene Ontology annotation, cellular component: nucleus. The record is from RefSeq and is a predicted model, not a curated record. The transcript is spliced from 6 exons. NCBI's taxonomy places the organism in Eukaryota, Metazoa, Chordata, Amphibia, Anura, Pipidae. Gene Ontology annotation, molecular function: DNA-binding transcription factor activity, RNA polymerase II-specific; sequence-specific double-stranded DNA binding; RNA polymerase II cis-regulatory region sequence-specific DNA binding. Bases 248 to 1282 code for a protein of 344 amino acids.
UUUCCCAUCCCUUAGAGGUUUGUCCCUAACCCUGAGGCUUCAGCAGCCACACACCGGCUCGUUGUACUCAUGUGAGAAACACAAAGUAAAGCUGAGCCAGUGCCGGGAUCUCUGCACUUAUAGCAUCCCUUUCCCUGAUCACUACAGGACGAAUAAUAGGAAUAUAUAUCUGAGGAUAUAGAAGAUUCACUUUCUCCCCCCUUCUCUCUGUAUCACAACAAAGCACAACAGUCGCCUUCAUGCAAUUAUGCUGAUGUUUGACCCGAUUCCUAUCAAACAAGAGAUCAUGGAGCCUAUACCAAUGCCAUACCAACCCAGCUUCAUGGAGCCACUGAAGACAAAUAAAUACAGCGUCAUCUAUCCUACAUCAAACUUGCUGCACAGUAAUUUGUACCACAUGCCAGAGGGACUACCAGGGCUCCAAAUGGAACCAGUAGAUCUUACUACAAACAAAAGGAACUCACCUCCCUCUACUGGAAGUUCCCCAUCUCCAAUAAAAUAUGCAUCCCCAAAGAGAAAAAGUCCAUCAGUAUUAUACAUGCCCUCAUCCAGUCCACCCAUAAAAAAGUUAUCACCAUCACCACCUGCAUUACCUCCCUUUACCAUGCCAUUGGCAAUCAACUCCAUGAUAUCUGCAUUUCCUCGACAUGCAUUUAGGAACCCUGGACUUUUACCACUUUUGCAACCAGUUAUGGUACAGCCUGUGCCUUUUAUGUAUUCUCCACAUCUUCAGCAACCAAUAAUGGUGUCUACCCUCCUACCAGAAGAGUUGGAAAAUCCAAACAAUAAACACAUGACAGUAAUAGAACCGUAUGAAAAACCACCACCUCUGAUGAAAACCAUAAAAGUUGAGCCUGGGCUGGAACAACCAAAGCCAGAAUUCUACCCAGAACAAUUAUCACCUGGAAUCAGCACACCCCACAAGGGGAUGUUUCACGAGAAUCACCUUUCGGUUAUAGUACAUCCAGGGAAGAGACCUUUGCCAGUGGAAUCCCCCGAAACACAAAGGAAAAGGCGGAUACACCGAUGUGAUUAUGAAGGUUGCAACAAAGUUUACACCAAAAGUUCCCAUUUAAAGGCGCACAGAAGGACACAUACAGGGGAAAAGCCUUAUCAGUGUACUUGGGAAGGAUGCACAUGGAAGUUUGCCCGCUCCGAUGAACUGACUCGACAUUUCCGUAAACAUACUGGAAUCAAACCAUUUCAGUGCCCAGACUGUGACCGCAGCUUUUCCCGCUCGGACCAUCUUGCUCUUCACAGAAAGAGACACAUGCUUGUCUAAAUGCCCUUCUUGCCUUUUAUACUCAAAAAAUUAUAUUUUUUUUUUUUGGAUUCAGCUGGUUCUGAAUCUCCAUUAAAAUUUUCCAUAUGGUCAGUAAAUGAGGUCCCCCAAGCUUCAUUGUACUAACCACGGGUCAGACCUAAGAAUGUGAACAUUUUCUUCCAGAGUCAACACAGUACCUUCCUGCACACAGUACACCUCAGGGAAUACCCCCCAUGGACAAUGUACUGCUUUCGAUGUACCGACAAGCCAUAUUAUCUAUAUUGAAUAAGUUAUAAAUGUAUUUAAUUAUCAGCACAAUUUGCCUACUUUGCUUUAUCUUGCCACAACAUUCCUCACAUAAGUUUAUUCUUUUUUUUUCCACAAUUAAAGAAAUACAUUUCCCAAAAUA